Molecule: messenger RNA, 574 nt
Organism: Vanessa tameamea
Lineage: Eukaryota; Metazoa; Arthropoda; Insecta; Lepidoptera; Nymphalidae
Gene: Npc2e
Exons: 4
Coding region: 29-547 (172 amino acids)
Source: RefSeq, a predicted model, not a curated record
CUGACGAUAACGUAUCAAUCUGUAGAACAUGUUGCGAACAAUCGUCUUGUGUGCGCUGAUCGCUUUUGUGAAGGCGCAGACUACUUCCGUCGAUAAAUGUGUUAUCAAUGAAGGUGACCUCCCCAUCAACCAGCAUGUGGAAGGCUGCAGCACGCCCCCCUGUCUUCUGCCUCAGCUACAGGACGUUGUUAUCAACGUUGUUUUCAGAGCGCCUCGCACUUCCAGAAGUAUGAGGACCCUCGCAACAGCCAGCGUGAACUUCGGUAUCACCAUUGAAAUUGAAUACGAUCUAGGAGCCAAUGCAGUCACUUGCAACUUUCUGACGAACACCUACUGUCCGGUACUAAAGGACGAAGUGAUUCAGUAUACAUUGAAAAUGUACAUCGAACCAUUGUUCAUGGUGGGCACAGCUGCGACAGUUGAGUUUCGGGUUGUGGACGAAACCAAUGAACCGUUGUGGUGUCUUCGAAUACCAAUCAGGAUCGUGCCCGCUGUCACCAAUCCCGUGAAUGAAAUCGAACAAAACACAACACGCUUGACACCUUAAACUAAAGUGUCGAAAUUAAUUUGUAGU